CAUUCUUGCACAUAAACAUACAUAUUUUUUUAUUUUCUUCAUUAUUAUUAUCAUAAUGAAGACAUUAUCCUCAUCCUCAUCGCGUUUGUUAGAAGUAACGGUGAUAUCCGGUGAGAAUCUUCUAGAUAACCGGAAGCAACCAGUAAAAAAGAACACUUUUGUAAAUAUCAAAUCAGAAUCUUAUUCAUGCAACCUCCAAACAACUAAAAUGGAUAAAGAAGGCGGGAGUUUCCCUAGGUGGAACGAAAAAUUGAUCGUUGAUUUGCCCAUGCAUGCACGUCAUCUAACGGUGGAGGUUCAAUGCAAGACUUCUUCGGGGAUCAAAACUAUUGGGAUCGCAAAGGUUCCGACGUCGGAUUUUAUUGGAGGAUUUUUGCCCGAAGAUUAUUUGCAUUUUUUGAGUUAUAGGCUUAGGAAUGAAAAGGGUGAGAAGAAUGGUAUAAUUAAUUUUUCCGUUAGGGUCAAGAAUGCGGCGCCGCCUCAAAGUGCGGCCGGUUGUGCUGCCACUUAUAAACAGCAGUGGACGGAUAUGGGAAGUAGUUAUAACUGUUCUUAUGGGGUUGUUACGGGUAUGCCCGUUUAUCCAGAGAGUUUUCUAGAGUGCAACGAGUGUUCCAUCGACUUCGACUCGACCUCAACUCUAGCCAGUGUCCAGCAUAUCAGGUUCCAGGGUGAGCUAUUCCUUCUAGCUCGUGUUGAAUUCUCUCGGGCAUGACAUGAUAUCCUUAGUUGUCGGACACCUUAAGUUAUUUAUUUAUUCUGGUGUUUGACAUUUUCAGACUUUGUAUUUUAGAUUUAGAUGUCCUUGAAGUGAUGACUUUCAGGUUUUGGGAAAACGUAUCUAAUAGACUCUAAUGGUUUUAUUA
Solanum dulcamara is the source of this 866-nucleotide messenger RNA. RefSeq names its product BON1-associated protein 2-like. The record is from RefSeq and is a predicted model, not a curated record. Bases 56 to 715 code for a protein of 219 amino acids. Gene Ontology annotation, biological process: defense response. NCBI's taxonomy places the organism in Eukaryota, Viridiplantae, Streptophyta, Magnoliopsida, Solanales, Solanaceae. The transcript is spliced from 2 exons.